Molecule: messenger RNA, 1500 nt
Organism: Solanum pennellii
Lineage: Eukaryota; Viridiplantae; Streptophyta; Magnoliopsida; Solanales; Solanaceae
Product: patatin-like protein 2
Exons: 7
Coding region: 90-1328 (412 amino acids)
Biological process (GO): lipid metabolic process
Molecular function (GO): monoacylglycerol lipase activity; glycerophospholipase activity
Source: RefSeq, a predicted model, not a curated record
UAUUUUUCUAGAAUUUCACUUGUUUCAUAAACUCUUAGCAAUAUUAUACAAGUAAGUUUUAUAUAUUCAUCAAAAAUUAAACCUAACUAAUGAAGAAUGUAAUGUUAUCAUCAAGUGGUUCAUUAAAGUUGCAACCUCCAACUUAUGGUAAACUCAUAACAAUUUUAAGUAUCGAUGGAGGUGGAAUUAGAGGAAUUAUUCCAGCAACUAUUCUUGAAUAUCUCGAAUCUCAACUCCAGGAAUUGGAUGGUGAGGAUGCAAGGCUUGCAGAUUACUUUGAUAUAAUAGCAGGAACAAGUACUGGUGGCCUUGUUACAGCCAUGUUAACAGCUCCAAACAAAGACAAACGUCCUAUAUUUGCUGCUAAAGACAUAAAGCCAUUUUAUCUUGAGCAUGGUCCUAAGAUAUUUCCACAAAAAGGAAUGUUAUUUUUUGGAUCAAUAAUGAAGACACUAAAAUCUUUAAUUGGACCAAAGUAUAACGGGAAGUAUCUACAUCAAGUCAUAAAGGAGAAAUUAGGGGAGACUCAUUUACAUGAGACUUUGACUAAUGUGGUUAUUCCAACUUUUGAUAUCAAGAAUCUACAACCAACAAUUUUCUCCACCUUUGAGGCAAAAGAAAAACCAUUAAUGGAUGCUAAGCUUUCAGAUAUAUGCAUUAGCACAUCUGCUGCUCCAACUUAUCUUCCUGCACAUUAUUUCAAGACUCAAGACAAAGAUGACAAUUUUCAUGAGUUCAAUCUUGUUGAUGGUGGAGUCGCAGCUAAUAAUCCAGCUCUUGUUGCUACAAGUCAAGUGACCAAACAAAUAAUGGCUGGAAAUCCAGAUUUUUUUCCAAUUAAACCCAUUGAUUAUGGAAGAUUUUUGGUGAUUUCUGUAGGCACUGGAUCUGCAAAAGUUGAACAAAAAUAUAAUGCUAAAAUUGCAUCAAAAUGGGGUAUAUUAGGAUGGCUACUUAAUGGAGGUUCAACUCCAAUUGUUGAUGUUUUUACUCAAGCAAGUGGUGAUAUGGUUGAUUUUCAUAUUUCUGUUGUUUUCCAAGCUCUUCAUUCCGAAGAAAAUUAUCUUCGUAUUCAGGAUGACACGUUAAGUGGAACAGACUCCUCUGUUGACAUAUCAACCAAAGAGAACAUGAACAAAUUGGUUGAAAUUGGCACAAAUUUAUUGAAGAAACCAGUUUCAAGGGUAAAUCUACAAACAGGCCUAUUUGAACAAUGCAAAAAAAAUGACACAAAUGAAGAAACUUUGAAAAGGUUUGCAAAGUUGCUUUCUGAAGAAAAAAGACUUAGAGAUUCCAAGUCACCCCAUACAAGCAAAACCUCAGAAUAGAACAUCAUAUAUAUUUGUUUACAACACAUAAAAAAUUAUUUAAUUAAUACUUAUAUUUAAUUAAUUAACUCAGUAUUUAAUUUGUAAUAAAUGACGUGUGAAAUUCAAAUCGUGUGUGAUGUUCAGUGUAUUUAAUUGCAAUUAGUAUAACGAUAAAUAUCUGCUUCCCUCA